Messenger RNA from Caenorhabditis remanei, 3027 nucleotides. RefSeq lists its product as uncharacterized. Lineage: Eukaryota; Metazoa; Nematoda; Chromadorea; Rhabditida; Rhabditidae. The transcript has 10 exons. Gene Ontology annotation, molecular function: RNA binding; ATP binding. Bases 1 to 3027 code for a protein of 1008 amino acids. Gene Ontology annotation, cellular component: intracellular anatomical structure; catalytic step 2 spliceosome. The record is from RefSeq and is a predicted model, not a curated record.
AUGUCUGUGGAACAGUUUAUCAACGAUCAACUUCACGCAAUUGUCGGAAUCAGUGAUAAGUCAAUAUGCCAAUAUGUUCAUGCUCUGGCAAAGAAAGCUAAAACUUCUCGGGAUUUAGUAGAGAAACUCGGAGAGGACUGUGACAUUAAAGUUUCACCAGCAAUUCAAUCAUUCGCUGAUCAGUUGUUGAGCCGAAUGCCUCGACAAGCAGCACCCGUACGACAGAGAGGACCAACAGCAACUGAACUAGCAGAGCAAGAACUAAAAAGAUUGAAUCGUGCCGUUGGAGUAUUACAAGACGAUGAUUAUGUAUCCUCAAAAACGAAAAAUGUUCGGAAGAGGAAAGAGAGUAGUAGUGAAGAUGAGGCUCCAAAACCAAGUAAAAAGAGCUCGAAGCCAGUGAAAAAGGUUGAAGAAUCAGAUGAUUCUGAUAUUGAAGCAAUUGAAGCUCGUUUAGAUGCAGAUAUUGCUGAAAGAGAUGCUCUAGCUGCCCGAAUUAACAAAAAAGAGAAAGAAAAGACGAGAAGUGUGAUGGAAAAGAAACGAGAUGAUAACAAAGACAAGGAAGGAUCAUCGAUUGAUAAACUAAGAGAGGAAUCAAGAAGGCAGUACUUGAAGAAAAGGAAAGACGAUAAAUUGGAGGAGUUGGAAGCGAUUGUUUAUGAUGAUCAGACUCUUUUUGCUAAUGAAAAACUCACGAAGCGAGAAAGAGAGGACAUGGAAUACAGGAAGACAGUGUUAGAAUACGCAAAAGCUCACGGAAAAGCUGGAGAAGUGAUGAAAAUCAAAAGAUAUCAUCUUCCAGAUGCCACAUCACGAAGUAUGCCUACAGAGUAUAUCGAUGACGACGAGGAAGAUUUACUACCGGGUGGUGAUGGAGCAAAGUGGGAAGCUGAUCAAUUGACGUCAGCUAUGCUUCAUAUUGGAGCGAAGGAUGCGAAGAAGAACGAACCGGAAUUCGAGUUGUUAUUAGAUGAGCAAAUCGACUUCAUUCAAGCACUUCAAAUGCCAGGAACGAAUGAAAAAGAUGAAGAAAAAGAGACAGAAGCAGAGAAAAAGAAGAUGUCGAUCGCAGAAGUUCGGAAAUCACUUCCAGUAUAUGCAUUUAGAGACGCAUUUAUUGAAGCAGUGAAAGAGCAUCAAGUACUGAUUAUUGAAGGAGAAACUGGCUCUGGAAAGACAACACAACUGCCACAAUAUUUGUAUGAAGCUGGGUUUUGUGAAGGAGGAAAACGAAUCGGAUGUACACAGCCAAGACGUGUCGCAGCGAUGUCUGUUGCAGCGAGAGUUGCAGAUGAAGUGAAUUGUAAAUUAGGAACACAGGUUGGAUACAGUAUCCGUUUCGAAGAUUGCACAUCAGAGAAGACUGUAUUGAAAUACAUGACAGACGGAAUGCUUCUUCGAGAGUUUCUCAAUGAACCAGAUCUGGCUAGUUACAGUGUAAUGAUGAUCGACGAGGCUCACGAACGUACACUUCACACAGAUAUUCUUUUCGGUCUUGUCAAAGAUAUUGCUCGAUUCCGAAAAGAUUUGAAACUUCUCAUUUCAUCUGCUACUCUCGAUGCUGAAAAGUUCUCAAGUUUCUUCGAUGACGCUCCAAUUUUCCGGAUUCCAGGACGCCGUUUCCCGGUUGAUAUUUACUACACCCAAGCUCCGGAAGCUGAUUACUUGGAUGCUGCGAUUGUGACUGUAAUGCAAAUCCAUUUGACACAACCACUACCCGGUGAUAUUUUGGUGUUUUUAACGGGUCAAGAAGAAAUUGAAACCGUACAAGAAGCGCUGAUGGAAAGGUCGAAAGCACUGGGCUCAAAAAUUAAAGAGUUGAUUCCCCUCCCGGUUUAUGCUAAUUUGCCGAGUGAUUUACAAGCAAAGAUUUUCGAGCCAACACCAAGAGAUGCCAGGAAAGUUGUACUUGCUACAAAUAUUGCUGAAACAUCUGUUACUAUUGAUGGAAUCAGUUUUGUCAUUGACCCCGGAUUCUCGAAACAAAACUCAUUCGAUGCAAGAAGUGGAGUGGAACAUUUACACGUUGUCACUAUUUCAAAGGCUGCAGCAAAUCAACGAGCAGGUCGUGCCGGUCGAACAGGUCCUGGUAAAUGCUUCCGUCUUUACACUGCUUGGGCUUAUAAACAUGAACUGGAAGAACAACCGAUUCCCGAAAUUCAACGAACAAAUCUUGGAAAUGUUGUAUUGAUGUUGAAAUCUCUGGGUAUUCACGAUCUUGUACAUUUUGACUUUUUGGAUCCGCCACCUCAGGAAACACUCGUCAUUGCACUUGAACAGUUAUACGCUUUGGGUGCGCUCAACCAUCGAGGAGAAUUGACGAAAUUGGGUAGAAGAAUGGCUGAAUUUCCAUGUGAUCCGUGUAUGAGUAAAAUGAUUAUUGCAAGUGAAAAAUACGAAUGUUCUGAAGAGAUUGUCACGAUUGCUGCCAUGUUGUCAUGUAAUGCUGCUGUAUUUUACAGACCGAAAGCCCAAGUAAUCCACGCAGAUUCUGCUCGAAAAGGCUUCUGGAGCCCUGCUGGAGAUCACAUCACAUUGAUGAAUGUCUACAAUAAAUGGCAGGAGUCACAGUUUUCUCAAAGAUGGUGUAUCGAAAACUAUGUUCAACAUCGAACAAUGAAACGAGCGAGAGAUGUUCGAGAUCAAUUGGUUGGAUUAUUAGAAAGAGUCGAAAUUGAACUGAAAUCUUCCACCGACACAAUCAAGAUUCGGAAAGCAAUCACCGCUGGAUACUUUUACAAUGUUUCGAAAUUGGAUAAUACAGGACACUACAAAACGGUCAAACACAAGCACACCACCCACCCUCAUCCGAAUUCAUGCCUUUUCGAAGAGACGCCACGCUGGGUUAUAUACUACGAAUUGGUAUUCACAAGCAAAGAGUUCAUGAGAGAGAUGUCCGAAAUCGAAAGUGGAUGGCUUUUGGAAGUGGCGCCCCAUUACUACAAGGGACGAGAACUGGAAGAUUCAACAAACAAAAAGAUGCCAAAACAACGUGGAAAAUCUGCAAAGGAGCUGGAACGAUGA